AUGGAACCCCCUCUCCCCAUCUUCUCCUUUCCCUUCGCUGUCCUCCUACUUUCCACUCUCGCCUUCGCGCCGCCGUGCGAUGCAGCGCUCGAGCCGGACCACGAGGAGGCGGUGCCGGCCGACUUCCCCAAAGCGUUCAUCGCGGCGAUGGCGGUCGCCGUCGUCUGCGUCGUCGUCGCCGUCACCAUGGUGUGCGUGCUCGCGCACUGCUGGCAGCAUAUGCUGCUUGGCUCCAGACGUCGUGGUGGCAGCGGGAAGGAGGGCAAGAACCGCGAUCAGGGUCAGAAUCGGGGAAGGAAGGGUAGGGGUUGGAAUUGGGGCUGGAGCUGGAAUAGGGAUUGGAAGUGGAAGGGCUGGGGCUGGGUUGAUGGUGAUGACGGGAUGCUGGUCUCGCAGAGGUGGCAGGAGCCGGUCUAUCAGUGGACGCCGCAGCUGGUGUCGAGGACGAGUAGGAAGAGUAAGAAGAAGAGCGUUAAGGGGAGGCUGAGUAUGAGGAGGGAUACGAGGGAGAGGGAGAGGCAGAAGCAGGCACAGAGGCGUUGGGAUAAGAGAUGUACGUGGGGCGAGAUCGAGGGCAGUGCUAGUGCUAGUGCCAGUCGUGAGGGGAUUUUGAGGGGAUGGGGGAGGUAG
Hypoxylon fragiforme is the source of this 630-nucleotide messenger RNA. RefSeq lists its product as uncharacterized. The coding region runs from base 1 to 630 and encodes 209 amino acids. The transcript has a single exon. The record is from RefSeq and is a predicted model, not a curated record. NCBI's taxonomy places the organism in Eukaryota, Fungi, Ascomycota, Sordariomycetes, Xylariales, Hypoxylaceae.